CUCAUGGCAGUGGAAGCAGAACAACAAGCAGCUGACUCUAUUACAAGGUACUACACUGAGGCUGGGCUGGACUUUGAGCGUUCAAACCGUUGUCUGUGCCUCCCAGUGCUCUGACAGAGCCCGGCCGUGGGUAUAAAAGCCCUGAGCAGAGGCUUAGGAAUCAGUCUCAUCUGAGUACUCGCCAGACCCAAGGAGAGAGCUUCACCAAAACCCAACAUGGGGGAUUCACAGCUCUGUCUUCUGCUGCUCCUCAGUACAUCUGCUUUGGCUUUUGCCCAAGACGAAGAUGUGCCAACCUGCCUGUUGGCCUCAAGGUACAAGACCUUGCACAAGUAUGAAUAUCGUUAUGAAGCCGAGUCUUUGAACUCCAUCAACGGAGCUUCUGCUCUGAAGAACGGACCCAAGGGCUCUUGCACGGUUCAAAUCGAAGUGCCUCAGACUUGCAGUUACAUCGUCCGCACCACUGGCUGUAUGCUGAGUGAGGUGGCUAGCAUGGACACAGAGGGAAACCUCGUGUUCAGACCUGCCGCCGGCUCCGACGCCUUUGCUGCUGAGAUGGAGAAGUAUGUGACUCCAUGAAAAUCCCUGAUGUCCAAUACCGAGGAAGGUGAGACUUUAACCAUCCUGAACAUCAAGAGAGGAAUCAUCUCUGCUCUGGCUGUUCCUCUGGUGGAAGAAGACAAGAAUAAGAUUAUGCCCACAAUCCACGGCAUGUGCAAGACCCAUUCCACGGUCAACGCAAGAGAGGACAUUGCAACUGACAUCACCUUGAACAGGGAUCUGUCCAAAUGUGACGAGUUCCUCCCAGUGAGAGAGCACACCAGCCCGCUGGCACUGAUCUCUGGCAUGCAAUACCCUCUUUCUCAGCUGAUCAGAAGCUCCCAGACCUGCAACUACAAGUUCGACAAUGAGAACAAACACAUGACCUCCGGAUCCUGCACUGAGAACCACAUCCCUUAUCUCUUCCAUACAAGUGCAGAGAAGGGAGAAUAUGGAGUUACCAACGUUGGAAAGCAGGAACUCACUCUGGUUGAGGUUGCUCCUCACAACGACAGAGUCUUCGAUCACAGUGACGUUGCCAAGGAUCUUCACAUGGAAGCUGUCCAGGACAAGAGUGCUGUCCAGGAUAAAGAUGCAGGUCUGAACCUCCUGAGAGAACUGGCCAAUCUGCCCGAGGCCGAGGGUGAGAGGAGGGCCCACCUCUUCCACAAGCUUGUCACCAUGGUCCGUGGAAUGAAGGCUGAGACCCUGAGUCCCGCCAUUCCAGAGGCUCUUGAAGUGUCCCGUGUCCUGACCUACCAGGUUCUGGCCCAGUGUGGAACCCCUGAGUGCAGCAGUGCCAUCAUGCAGAUCCUCAGGACCUUCGACAGCUCUGCAGUCGAGGUUGAUGCUGCUGUGUUCGCUCUGGGACUUGUGUCCAUUUCCGCCCUCCUGACUGAUAUGCCUUAGAUGGCCAAAUACAGACGCAAGUCUAUCCUGUAUGCCCUGGAGUACAUUGCCAAGAGGUUCUACAAGGCUGAAGGAAAACUGACCCCUGAGAUUUACUCUGUGGCUGAAUUCAUGGCUUCUCAGUUGGGCGACUGCUCCGGUGACCAGGAGACCACUUUCCUGCUUUUGAGGGUUCUUGGAAACAUGGCUCCAGCCAUGUCCCCUGCUAGUCCUGGGUACUGAGAGAGCUGCAUGCAGUGUGUGAACAUUUGGAGGCUUCUCUGACAGCAGCAGGCCACAUUCAUGUUCAGGCUGGAUUCUGCCCUAGAGGAGGGUAGAGAGAUUCUCAUGCAGGUGCUUCUGGACGGUACCAGCCCCUUGCAAAAGCGUCUGGCUGCGUAUCUGGUACUUAUGAAGAACCCCCAGCCCAGUGAACUGGCUCAGCUGGCAGAUGCCCUGCCCAUUGAACAAGACCAACAAGCCAAGAGCUUUGCCAUCUCCUACAUCACCAACAUUUUGGCCUCAACUGAUCCUGAGACCCAAGAACAGAAGAUCCACAUGCCCCUGCAGUUUGUAUGGAGGGUAAAAGGAUUUGAGCCAACAGUUGAAGCCCUGUUUGGACAGAAUGGAUUCUUCCCUGACACUGCCAUGAAGACAAUGUUCUUUGUAUCUGAAAACAUGCCAUUGAAAGUCAGUGAGAUGAUGCAGACCAUAAUGCCUGCCCUGAAGAAGGACAGGAUGAAGAGACAGCUAAUGAAGGCGUUGAUGACCAAGACUGACAAUACAAUCUUUGCCCACUACAUCUUCAUGGACAAUGAAUUCUUCCUGCCCACUUUAACUGGUGUGCCUCUGAGGAUUGCACUGUCUGGUACCUUCACUCCUGGUAUCAAGGGUGGACUUCAGAUUGCUCGUGACAUGAGUGAAGUUGCAUUCAUGCCCUCUGCUGGCAUUGAGUUUGUAACUCAGGUUGGAUCCCACAUCCCUGAAUAUGUCGACUCUGGAUUAGAGAUGCACACCAACAUUUUCCACGAGAGUGGACUCAGUGCCAAGAUCUCCAUGGGACAUGAAUCAGUCAAGCUGACCAUCCCUGCACCAGUGAAUCCUACAAAGCUCUUCAAAAUGACAAACACCCUGGUGGCCGUGACUGGAUCAGAGGUGAUGACCAUCCCCCCAACAGUGAUGGACAAGGUUGAUGUGAGUGAGUGCACUCCUUUCUUCGCUGGAAUGAAAUACUGCACCGCUCUGCAGUACACUGAUGCUUCCUCUCAAGAGACAACCCCCUACUUCCCCUUCACUGGAGACAGCAAAUUUGCUGUGGAGCUCCACCCUACUGGCGAAGUCACUGAGUACACAGCCACUGUUGCCUACGAGCUCCUCAGGGAGGGAGAAGAGGGCAGGCAGAAGGUCGACUCUGUGAAGCUCAUUGUGAGGGCUGAAGGUGCAGAGCCCACUGAGGCCGUAGCAAUGCUGAAGUACAACAGAAGGAGAAAUGUCGUCACAGCUGACUUACAGAUCCCCGACUACGAUGUAGAGGCUGGACUCAGGCUGGGUGUUGUUGAUGGAAACACCAAGGGCAAAGGAACUCAUUCAAUCUCUCUGGACUUUGUCAACAAGAACAUCCCUCAGCUCUCCCUGGUUGGCCGUGCCAAUCUGAAGGCCAUGAAGGAAGCAAUGCUGCAAGUCCAGCUUCUUGUCCCCUCACUCAAUGCUGAUGCCACUGUCACAGCUAACAUGAAGCGUGGUGAAGAAUUGGAGCUGGAGCUUGAGAGUGAAGUCAAAGUAAUGGAGGCCGUCUCUAAGCAGAAGGUCGAGAUGAAAUAUGAUGCCAGCAAGUUUGAAGUUGCAUUCAAGUCUGAUGAAAUAAUUUAGACUUCAUGCCAAGUCACUGACAUGUUGAGGCGACACAACCAGCUGCUCGACGCAAAGGUGGGAGAGGCAGACAUGAAUGUCCGUCACAUCUUCCAGAAAAUGCUGGGAGUACCUGAUAUGCCUGCGAUUUCUCUGCCAGAGACAUUGUUCCUGAAUACUGAGGCUAAGGCUUCGUACUACUUCAACAAUGAGCACUUCACCGUCACUAUCCCUCUUCCUCUCGGAGGAAAGACCACAGAGGAGCUUCACUUCCCAGCAGCUCUGACCACACCUAGCCUGUCUCUACCUCAGUUCGGCCUCGAGAUUGUCUCCAUGGAGAUUCCAAUCCCAGACCUUGUUGUGCCCAAGCGUCUUGCUCUGUCUAUUCCUCUUUUUGGCAAAGCUGAAGUUUCAACUCUGAUGAAGAGCAACCUUUAUGAUGCAGAGGCCUCAUUUUCUGCUGGCAAAGAUGUUGUGGAAACACCAAGCUACUCAGCGAAGUUUGACGUGAAAGGAACAUCCCCAAUUGACGUCCUGUCAAUAAAGAUUGAAGGCUCAGGAAUGUUGAUGACCACUGAUUCCAUUAACGCUCAAUUGAAAAGCUCUUUGGUCCAUAAAUUCCUUGAAGCCAGUGUUAGCAUAACUGAAGAUGCAACCUUCACUGACAAAAUCAAUUUGAAAUCAAGCAGCAAGAUUGAAGCCACAAGUCCAUUUGGUCUCAAUGUUGCACUAGAGCACACAGGCAUGACUGGAUUCAACACUGAAGAAAUCUCUGCUGAUAACAAGUUUGAUGUAAUGUUCAAGGCUGGACCCAUGUAUGGCAAAACCAUCUCCACCCAGUCAUUCACCAUCUUCCCAUUCAGGCAAGAAGCAAAGCUUGAUUCUACCGUCCAGAUUGACUCCACAGUUAUCAAUGCUCAGAACACAAUUGCAGCAUCCCUUGCCAAUGGUGAAUUCUCACUUGUGUCUAACACCAAUGCCUUUGAAAACCUCUUGACACAUGUUGGUGAGCUUUCCUUCAAAGAAAGCAAGCUGUCAUUGAAAGGUGAUGCCAUUGUCCUUGCUCUUGGCAUGAAGAUCCGCAACCAGGCUGAAGCCUCAGCUGGUGCAGGUGAAGUCGUCAUUAGGAUUGAGACAAAUGCCGACCAGACUGAAAACCGUGUUCACUCUCUGCUGACUGCCACUCUUGAUGUCAAUGGUCUGGCUGUAAACAGCGAUGCCACCUUGAAACUUCUUGAGAAUGAGGCUAUUCACAAGGCUGUUCUGAAGAUGAACAAGGACGGUUUGACCACAAGUGGAACAAACACCCUGCAGAGCCCCCUGUCCCUAGAAAACACCUUCAAUGCUGAGCUUGAUGCUUCCAGAGCUACUUUAUCUAUUAACAACAAGGCUGCAAUGAGUGAUAUCAAGGUUGACAAUGCAAACAGUCUCGUAAUUACUCUUUCUAGCCUAGACUUCAACUCCAAGGCUGAAGCCACAGCAAGCGAGUAUGCCUCUUACACUCAUGAUAUCCUCAUCAACAUGAAACCCUACACCGCUUCUCAAGCAAUGUUAAUAAAUAACCUGAGACUCUCUUGGUGCCAAACUCUGGCUUUGGUCGAGGCUCAGCUGCAGGCAGAGUUGUACAAGAUGGACCUGACCGGAAGCCUGAAAGCCAUCUAUGGUGAGGAAGAGAUCAAGCACAUCUAUCAGGUGAAUUAUGCUGAUAUGACUGCUAAUGCAAAGUGUAGCACCACUGGAAAACUCUUUGGAACCCACAUGAACCAGAACACUGAGCUGGAAGUUGUUGGUCUUGCCGCCAGGCUCUCCAACGAUGCCCGUUUCAACUCACAGCCAAUGCGCUUUGAUCACACCAUCCGCUGCAGCGUUGUUCCUUUUGAUUUCAACCUUGAUGCUGUCGUCAACGCUGAUGGAGACAUCAACGCAUAUGGAAAGCACAGUGCUCAGCUCUAUGGCAAGUUCCUCCUGAAAGCUCAACCUCUGGCUUUUGCUAGCUCACAUGAGUGCAGAGCAUCCGUAACCCAGCAGUUAGAUACUGGCUUUUCCCUUGAGACCACAUUUGACAACAAAAUGGACACUGUUCUGUCACCCCAAGAGCAGAAGAGCAGUUUUAGAAUGAAAUCUAAAAUGAACGAGCAUGUCUUCAAUCAGGACAUGAGUGUGUACAAUACCCCUGAGAGAACUGGAAUUGAAGUCUCUGGCACCAUCCUCACAAACAUCAUCAACAUAGAUUCUGCAGACAACCAGGAAUUCACCGUCGCUGGCUUCCUCAAGUACGACAAGAACACAGACUGUCAUAUCAUUCAGAUCCCUCUUUUUAACAAUCUCCCUGCCCUCUUGGAAACCAUGAAAGGCUUCGUCGUGUAUGUUGCUGAGACACUGCAAGACUGCAUCAACAACGAGGAGAUAAAGGCUAAACUUGAGGCUCUUCCCCAGCAUGUAAGUGACUUUGUUUCCCAAUUGAAUAUCGAAGGCAAGGUAAACCAACUUAAGCAGUAUUUCACUGAUCUCACUCCAAGAAAUAUGCACUCUGGGUGUGACGAUGUGAGGUUUCGGCAACCUGGGGCUACCUCUUUGAAAACUGGGUUGGUUGAUCUCACUGUUUACAUCCAACACUUUGUUGGUAUGAUGGAAGAACUUCUUAGUGGCAGCCUCCCUGAAACACUCGUUCAGAGUAUCCAGCAACAUCUGAAUGCCUUUAACGAGGAAUAUGACAUCAAGGCUGCUGUUGUGCAUGUGAUUGAGGCCGUAAAGGAGAUGGUCCAGCAGUUUGACUUGGAAAAACUGAAGGGCAGCAGCAUUGCCUUCCUGCUUGACAUUGAUGCCAAGUAUGAAAUCAAGGCUAAACUACAGACAAUCAUGUCAGAGAUUAAGCAAUUGGUUGAGACCUUUGACUUGCAAAACUUUGUUGCUGAACUGAAAAGUUACAUUUCAUCUAUGAACUUCAGAGCUCACUUUGAGGAACUCAUUAGUCAGAUGCCCACAGAGAUUCUCAGUGAUGUAAGAGAUUAUGUUCGGAAAAUGAUUGAGGACCUUGACAUCAUCGGCAAGAUCAACACCUUCUAUGCCAAGAUGAGAGAGUUAAUCGUCAAGUUUGAGGCUGACAAAAUGGUUCAAGCUGCCCUGGAAAAGGCUGUCGAGCUCAUCGAGCAGUUCAAAAUUGAGGAAACCAUCCGAGCUGCCGUCAACAAGGUGAAGGAUGCAGAUAUACCAACCAAAUUCAUGCGAAUGUUCCAUAAUGCAAUCGACCACUUGAAAUCAACUGACGUCAAGGAUAUCAUUGAAGAGCUAAAUAUGUAUAUUGAAACUGUUGUGCGACAGCUGACCUCAUUCAAUUACAGUGAGUCUGUUGAAUCUCUCAAUCAAAUUGUUGCUUGGUUCACAACAUACCUGAAUGAGUUCAUCGGGCAUUUUGAAAUUGCCCAGAAACUUGCAACAACAAGAGAUUUUGUCAAUUUAGCCCUGUCCUCUCUUAAAGGCUUCAUGGAGCGUGUGAGAGAAAUCAAAAUUGCAGAGAUGAUUAAAUCAGUCAAGGAUGUCAUUGAUGUCCUGCUGAAGAACCUGAAGAGCCGCAGCUGGAAUUUCCAGAAACAGAAUUAAAAUCUGAUGUUUAACGAAUCACAUUAAACGGUCGUGACCAUCGUCACUGAUGUAUUCACCAGCAUGGUUGAGAUGGUUAAGAGGGUGUUACCUGAGCAAAAAAUCAUUAGCGAGAUUCAGCAGAUCGCUGAUGGCCUAAUUAGAGAACUGAAAAAAGCUGAGUUGGCCACACCAUCCUUCACCGUUCCCUUUACUGAUCUUGUUGUGCCUUCCAUUAUGUUCAGUAUGGCACGCCAACAUACUGAAAAUCCUAACACAAUUGACAUCCCCGAAACUACCAUCCUGGUCACGAAGGCCACUACAAUUUCCUUUGAUGACAUCAAGCAGAAAAUCAUUGAACUUAUUGAUAUGAUUGUGAACCUUGACAUCCAUAUUCCUGAUGUUGAUGCUUUCUUUGGAGAUCUGACAAUGACCUACCUCCCCUCCAUGCCUGAGCUUUCUUUUCCAGAAUUCACUCUUCCUGAGAUGGCAUUCCCUGUCCUCCCAGAAGUUCCUCUAGAAAAACUUGUUCAGUCUCUUCAGAUUCCUACUGGUAAGCUGCCAACCAUUCCAAGUGAGUUCAUGUUCCCAUGCUUUGGUAAACUCUUUGGUGAGAUCAAAUUCAUCACUCCUAUCUACACCAUCAAGACUUCUGCUGAGUUCCAGAACUCCACUGAGAAUGACAUGUCACCUCAGUUCUCUGGAUUCUUCACCUCCCAGGCCACAUCUCCAAGCUUUGAAAGUCUUAAUUACAAACUUGACUCCACUGCCCAGAUUGCACUCCCAAAAAUGAGUCGUGUUGUUGUAGCCGAGACUCUGAAGUUUGACCAUCUUGCUCUCGGAGUUGACCAUCAGGCAUCUGUAUCCCUCUAUGGUCUCAAAGCCAAGACAACAGUUAAGGUCGCCACUACACCCUAUACUGCUGAAUUUAUGAACACAGCAUUUAUUGCUAUGGAAGGAGGAAUGUCUGCUUCUCUCGAUACAACCUACACUCAUGAAGUGAUCCUUCCAAUUUUCAAUGUCAGAAGUGAGGCCACUCUAACCAAACUGAACAGCAGCUGGGUGGAGUCUCCGUCCACUGGACUAAACAUUGUAGCCCGUCCUAAUGAGUUUGUCUUUGAAUUCCACAACAAAGGAAAUGCCAAGGCAGCUUUUUUGACACUCUGACUCGCUAAGAUCGAUCUCCAGAAUGACUACUCAGCUACCGUCAAGCCUGACAGCCAACAUUUGAACACAGUUGCUGUGGCUCGCCUGAAUCAGUACAGAAUGUUUUACAACGUAACUGUUAACAAUGACCAAAAUGAGGCUGCCCUCAUUGUUGCCAUAGAUAGUGAGGCUAAUCUUGACUUCCUGACAUCCCCCAUCAGCAUUCCUGAGCUAGCUCUGCCUUUUGUUGACUUCAAGACUCCAGCCAUCAGUGAUCUGAACUUGUAUGAGCAGACUGGAUUAAACAACAUUUUGACUACCACUGAGCAAACUGUUGAUGUAGAUGCCAAGAUUGUUUACCACAAAAGGAAAGCUGCUCCACUUGUUGAUGUGAUGGGACUGGUCCAUCCCCAUCUGGGUGAUCUGAUCACAGAAUUGUCCCUCAAGUCUGCCAUCCUCAAUCUGAAUGCCAAUGCUGGACUUUAUACUGAAGAUAACAUCGUCUUCCGUCUGGGAGCUACCACAGUCUCUGUGUUUGAGGGUCUGAACGCCAAACUCGGCACUACCAGUCUGACUACUCAAGACAGGACCUGCCACAACUCCUGUCCCUUGAAAAACCGCCACAUUGAAGCAUCCACUUCUGCCACAUUUGAGGAUGAGGCUCUGAACAUGAAUAGCAAGGUUGUCCUGACACAUACUGACCUGACCAUGAAUGUCAAUCAUGCCGUUGCCCAGGCCUUGAGGAAAAGGCGCCAGGCUGAUGACAGCGUCUCUCACCAAACCCUGAAUGUGGACAUCACCAGUCCUACUUUCACCGACAUGAACAUCCGUUUUGCUGCUCGCAGAGAUGGAAUCAGUGGCUCAGUAUCUACCCCACACAAUGGAUUCCUCGGCCUUCAGCUCAGUGGCAGAGUCCUAUCUCAGAUGAACGCUAGAUUCUAUGGUCGUUAUCCUUCUGCCCCAGAGGAUGACAAGAAAUUUGCUAACAUCAUUUCUAAAGAUCUAGCUGCAGGACGGCUUAUAUUGUUUAAUGCCAUGGUAGUACCAAAAGUACUGCUCUCUGAGCUCAAGAUGAGACUCCCCUCCAUCCUCUCUUCAUUCACAGUGUUUGCUGACAAGUACCAGAUCACAACAAAGAUGAGCGACUUGAAGGACUCUGUUCUUAACCGCAUCAACGAGGCCUACGCCGCAGCUAUCAACUAUGACGAUCAAAUGAGCCAGCUGUCAAUCUUCUACAGGAACACCGUUGUUGAGUACCAGAAGACUGUCCAGGUCCUCUUGGACGCUGUCAUUAAGGUGCUGAGGGAGACCCAGUUCAAAGUGCCUGGAUCUGAUGAGAUGACCACUCUUCCUGAGGUCCUGAAGAAGCUCACCACAAGCACUUCGCAGUCAUGCUAUUUAAUCAGCCCGAUUUAUAAUAGAAAAUAUAAGUUCAUUAUAACGCUUUUAUUGGUGAAGACUGUUGGUAUUGGUUGA
Molecule: messenger RNA, 9477 nt
Organism: Hippoglossus stenolepis (Pacific halibut)
Lineage: Eukaryota; Metazoa; Chordata; Actinopteri; Pleuronectiformes; Pleuronectidae
Product: apolipoprotein B-100
Biological process (GO): cholesterol transport; lipoprotein transport; triglyceride mobilization
Cellular component (GO): very-low-density lipoprotein particle; mature chylomicron; low-density lipoprotein particle
Molecular function (GO): low-density lipoprotein particle receptor binding; cholesterol transfer activity
Source: RefSeq, a predicted model, not a curated record